AUCCAACACCAACGACGCCAAACGUGUAUUAAUUAAUGUCGUCGCAACCUAAUUAAUGUAUGUUAAGGCACUUUAGGAUUGGCUCUACUGAUUCGCCGGAACAAUAUGAGACUUAAGAGAGUCUCUUUGAAGUAGAACGGCCCUCACCCCAAAAGCGUUGUGAUCGUGAGCAAGGUCCCCGGCUUGUCACCAUCCCUUAACUGACUUUGCGCAGGUGUUGAUAGAUGAGGCUGGGUAGGCUACCGGCCGCCACUUCGUUGGCAACUUGCCAUCGUGGCUAUGCGUCUCGAGCUGGACUUGGCCAUGUACUACGCUCCAGGCUAUCCGUACGGCCAAUAAUCAAAGUGCGGCAAAGCUGCGAGCAGCUCACAGCCUUCCAUGAGGCCAAAAGUCACUUAUCGCCUGCAAUACAACAAGAGACAACUCAGCCCACGGCUGAGAUCCCACCAUACAGCCCUCAGACGACGGGGAUAUUGUCAAUCAUCCCAAAGUCGUGGGUGCCGUACGCUGAGUUGGUUCGGAUAGACAAGCCAACGGGUACUUACUACCUCUUCUUUCCAUGCCUCUUCUCAACAUUCUUGGCAGCGCCAAUGGCAGUACCCAUGGCGACGCCGACCACGACUUUGGGCUACUCGGCUUUGUUCUUCACUGGAGCACUCAUCAUGCGAGGUGCUGGCUGCUCGAUCAACGACCUUUGGGACCGAAACCUAGAUCCCCAUGUUACACGGACAAGGCAUCGUCCAAUUGCGCGCGGCGCCAUCACUCCAUUCAAGGGCUUGGUGUUUACUGGGUUCCAACUACUGGCUGGGUUGGGUGUCUUGGUCUCAUUCCCGUUCCAAUGCCUUUUCUAUGGAAUCCCCAGCUUGCUGUUCGUGGCUAGCUACCCUCUGGCGAAGCGCGUCACAUACUACCCUCAGUUUGUGCUUGGACUGACGUUCUCAUGGGGCGCUAUCAUGGGCUACCCAGCCCUUGGUAUUGAUCUGCUGUCCAACAUGCCGGCGCUCACCUCAGCAGCAUGCCUGUAUGCCUCGUGCGUGUCAUGGACGGUAUUAUAUGACAUGAUCUAUGCCCAUAUGGACAUCAAGGAUGACGCCAAGGUGGGCAUCAAGAGCAUUGCUCUGAAGCACGACGCGGAUACCAAGAAGGUUCUCACUGGGCUUGCUACCGUCCAAGUCGGACUCCUGGCGGCAGCUGGGUUCGCCUCAGGGGCAGGGCCCCUUUUCUACGUCGGGAGCUGUGGUGGCGCUAUUGCCACGCUCGGCAUCAUGAUCAAAAGGGUCAACCUGAAGAGCGUCAAGGAUUGCUGGUGGUGGUUUGUCAACGGAUGCUGGAUUACUGGUGGCACCAUCGGCCUCGGCAUGGGUGCCGAUUACGUGCAUCGUUAUUCGACACGGGACCAAGAGAUCGAGGGGGCUAAUGCUGCCUGAUGCAGCGUGUAAAAAGCCUUUGUACAUCAUCUGUAGCAACGAUAUUCAACCAAUGAC
Messenger RNA from Emericellopsis atlantica, 1484 nucleotides. RefSeq names its product putative para-hydroxybenzoate-polyprenyltransferase Coq2. Lineage: Eukaryota; Fungi; Ascomycota; Sordariomycetes; Hypocreales; Bionectriaceae. The transcript has a single exon. Gene Ontology annotation, biological process: ubiquinone biosynthetic process. Gene Ontology annotation, cellular component: mitochondrial inner membrane. Gene Ontology annotation, molecular function: 4-hydroxybenzoate polyprenyltransferase activity. The record is from RefSeq and is a predicted model, not a curated record. The coding region runs from base 225 to 1427 and encodes 400 amino acids.